AUAUUUUUACCAACAAUUUAAUCUGGUUCGAGGGUCAGUUCUAGCAUUAUUGGAAUUGUAAAGGAUUCAAUACAAGGAGUUUUCUUUGACUGAAUGAUAAAAUGCUUCAUACUUUACAUUUUAAUUUUUAGGCUCUUUAUAUAGAGCUGUAUAUCUAUUUGUCUAGCUGGCAGUGCCACAUCACCUAGCUGUAACCGAUUGUCUAACAAACUUAAGUCAUGUCAGCAAAGACUACAAUUAACCUUCUAACUAAUAUUUCCUAAUUACAUUGAGCUAUUCUAUUAUACUCUAAUAGGUAUCAAAUGGUUUCAUCCCGGGAUCGAACUGCGGUUCUCCCUACCAAAUUCAGUGUCAAUCACCAUUGAACCAACUAAUUAUUUGUUAAAAAGAUUCACGGAUUGUUAAACAUCAUAAAACAAUAAAGUCAAAUGCAUCACGGACUAAAAUUGAAGGCUAUAAAGUUAAUGCCGUUAAAUAUGCUGUAGGAUAGGAUACCCCCCACCCCAACACACCACCCCCUUUUGGUGGUAGGUUUAAAUUAAUGGUAAUGUGAUAGGUUUAAAUUAGAUUUCAGUAAAGGGAAAGUAUAUAGUUAUUUCAUUUUGCUAAACCAUGCCUACUAACUCAUAUAACUUUGACUUUAAUUCAAGUAUGAAAUGCCCUUCCCAUUGAAUAUUGAUGUUAGUAAUUUUUCUUUUUAUGAUGAACAGAUGAUCUUAGCACUUAGCAUAUUAAGUAAUACAUUACAUAGUACAUUAUUUAUCUCUUAAAAAAAAUUAAUUAUCUCCGGUCUCAAAAUAAGCAACAAAAGAGAAAUAUAUUUAAUGGUCUAAAAUACAAACAAUAGUAUUAACUACUUCUACCUUAAUAAAAUUUAGCCGUUCAAAUAAAAAAAAAAACUACUUCUAAGUUCUACCUUAUCUGAUCGAUGAUAUUAUUUUUUAUUACCUUCAAUUAAUUUAAAUUUUAUUUUUAUUGUAGUAAUUUAUUGCAGGAAGUUGGUCUUAUUAAUUUUUCCUAUUUAUGGUCACCUAUAUAUAAUGUGUGGUAGUUGCAUAUCAUAAUUUGUUGACAAGUACAUUACAGUUCCCUUGCACCACACUCAAUUAUUAUUUUCACGAUCCGGAUCGCCUGCAAUAAAAGAAUCAUGUUGUUUCACACUAUAAUGAAUCGUAGCCAUUAAUAUUAGAUUGAUCGGUUCAUAUUAUAUCUACAUAAAAUCUGUAGAAAACAAUUUGAGCCAUUGAUUCGAAAUCAGACGGCUAUAAUGUAUAGUAGCACGCAGUACCUGCGUGUAAUUCUGUUCCUUAUUUUAAAGACGAAAAUCAUACUUUGUUCUUAUACUGAAAACUUAACUGCAUAUUUUCAGUUGAGGAGAGAAAUUUGUUAAAGAAAAAGCAUAUAGAGAAAUGGAAGAGUACAUUAAAAAGACAAUUUUUGUUGGAGUUUUUUCAUGGACAAUAACUUUUUUUCUAUUGAGGAAAAUCUUUCCAAAACGUUCAUUUGAUUUUUGCAAUAGGAUUGUUUCUACAAUUCAUGCAAUUUUAGCUGUAACAUUGGCUACUCUAUCUGUUCAAGAUUGGAAAUGUCCAAUAUGUCCUGUGGCCUCAAAAUCUUCCAACCGACAGAUGGAAGUUCUAGCAGUGAGCCUUUCAUAUCUAAUAUAUGAUAUGGUGUGUUGUUUAUUUGAUGAAAGAAUCAAUUGGGAUAACACUAUCCAUCAUUUGGUAAGCAUUGUUGGUCUCAUGGCAACUCUCUCCUAUCAAAAGAGUGGCUCAGAGCUAGUGGGGGCAUUAUGGGUAUCAGAAAUGUCAAGCCCAUUUUUGCAUUUGAGGGAGAUUCUAAAGGAGCUUGGUUACAAGGACACUCCCCUUAAUUUGUCUGCGGAUAUUUUAUUUGCUUCAAUAUUUACAUUUGCUAGGAUGAUGAUUGGACCAUAUAUCACAUACGUAACAGUAACUUCCAAUAAUCCAAUUCUCAUAAAGACUAUGGCAUUGGGUUUGCUGCUAGUAAGUGCAUUUUGGUUCUUCAAAAUAGUAAGAAUGAUGAAAUUCAAAUUAACAAAGAAGAAGUCAUCAACAUCCAAGAAUGGCAUCAAGCACACCAACAACAUCAAGAGAAAGACAGCUAACUAGCUCACAAUUUCAACAUAGCUAGCUAGUGAUCAAUCAUUAUUUAAGAAUUUAACUUUUUUUUUAAGAGAAAUGAUAUUUUAAUAUUCAUUUUUAUGUGUAUUUUUAAAAACAUAAUAUUGUUUAUUAGGAAGACAAGACACAAUUUCACUACAUGAUUAGCGAAUGAAUGUUGGGCCACCUCGAAUGGCAUGAACCACAUGCGAGGAGAUCUGCACAUACGGUUUUUAGGGCGAUCUGGUCGAAAGACCGGUCGGCCCCCACCCGACUAGAGGGACGGAGAAUUGCACUACUUUAAAGUUGUUAUUACUAAUUUAUCCAUCAUAUAUUUUCUAUAUUACCAUACGACCCUUGUGUGGUAGGGUUUCUACUUUCG
This is a messenger RNA of Trifolium pratense (red clover), 2508 nucleotides long. Its product is annotated as TLC domain-containing protein 5-like. The transcript is spliced from 5 exons. The coding region runs from base 1410 to 2135 and encodes 241 amino acids. The record is from RefSeq and is a predicted model, not a curated record. Gene Ontology annotation, cellular component: membrane. Lineage: Eukaryota; Viridiplantae; Streptophyta; Magnoliopsida; Fabales; Fabaceae.